AAAUCCCCAUCAAUUCCUUUAUUAAAAUAUGAGUGCUCCUGCAACUAAGCUACGAUCGGAAAUGACAGAGGAGGAGCUCCGUCAGCAGGAAGAGAUCGAGUUCAACACCGGGCCUUUGUCCGUUCUUCAACAAUCUGUCAAGAACAAUAACCAGAUCUUGAUCAGCUGUCGUAACAACCACAAGCUUCUCGCACGUGUCAAGGCAUUCGAUCGUCACUGCAACAUGGUGUUAGAGAAUGUCAAGGAGAUGUGGAGUGAGACUCCCAGAACUGGUAAAGGAACAAAGGCCAAGCCAGUCACCAAAGAUCGUUUCGUGAGCAAGAUGUUCCUUCGUGGUGAUACUGUUGUCUUAGUUCUUCGCAACACAGUGUAAAUACAUUUAUGAUAAAGAAAACGGGGAUUUCGUUCAAAAAAAAAAGAAAAGAAUGUCUUUUGACAAAGUUGUAUCUUUGAA
Messenger RNA from Phycomyces blakesleeanus NRRL 1555(-), 454 nucleotides. RefSeq lists its product as hypothetical. The transcript has 4 exons. Gene Ontology annotation, biological process: spliceosomal snRNP assembly; RNA splicing. Lineage: Eukaryota; Fungi; Mucoromycota; Mucoromycetes; Mucorales; Phycomycetaceae. The record is from RefSeq and is a predicted model, not a curated record. Gene Ontology annotation, cellular component: U1 snRNP; U5 snRNP; U4/U6 x U5 tri-snRNP complex. Gene Ontology annotation, molecular function: RNA binding. The coding region runs from base 29 to 373 and encodes 114 amino acids.